Messenger RNA from Alternaria incomplexa, 1359 nucleotides. RefSeq lists its product as uncharacterized. Gene Ontology annotation, molecular function: zinc ion transmembrane transporter activity. Lineage: Eukaryota; Fungi; Ascomycota; Dothideomycetes; Pleosporales; Pleosporaceae. The coding region runs from base 1 to 1359 and encodes 452 amino acids. Gene Ontology annotation, cellular component: plasma membrane. Gene Ontology annotation, biological process: zinc ion transmembrane transport. The transcript is spliced from 3 exons. The record is from RefSeq and is a predicted model, not a curated record.
AUGCAGGCAGACGGCAUUCUAGCAGGCCUUUCGGAAAUACCUGCGCAUGUCCUCCACGCGGAAUUGCUCCGAAGACAGCAGGACAACGAUGAGCGACCAGAAUGCGGAAGCAAAGGGGCAAAGGGCUACUACAACACACCCAUACAUGUCUUCGCCUUGUUUUUAAUACUUACACUUAGCACUGCGGCUUGCUCCUUCCCCGUGGUCGUCAAGCGCUUUCCUUCGAUACCCGUUCCCCACCAGUUCCUCUUCAUAUCUAGACACUUCGGCACGGGUGUCCUGAUCGCGACUGCCUUCGUCCAUCUCCUGCCUACCGCCUUCGAGUCCCUCACCGACCCAUGUCUACCCCCGUUCUGGAACAAGGGCUACUCGGCCAUGCCGGGCUUAAUAGCCAUGACAUCAGUCUUUGUAGUAGUGGGCGUGGAGAUGUUCUUCGCAUCGAGGGGAGCAGGCCAUUCGCAUUCGACUGGCUACGAAAACCUAGGCCUUGACGAUCACGCUGCGGCUGCGCGCCCGGGCCACAAGAGAAGCCAUAGCUAUGGGAGGUUCAGCAACGGCACACCAGGAGCGAAUGGCCACAUACCGGGCAUCAUGCUGCACGAUGUGGAAUCUUCGGCCAAUCUCAUGGCAGGCCGAUCACCGUCCUUCUCUCUGGCAUCGCCGAUGACGCCUAAUGAUUCGAUAAGCCGGAAGUCCAUUGACGACGACAAUGACUCAGAUCUUGAGAUAAGCAGGGAAGAGCUCGCCCGUCAAGAUGGGGAGAACUCAGAAGACGAGUCUCGCCUGCUUCCCGGCCCUCAUGCCCACAAUCAUGCCCACCAACCUGGCGGCGAAUCCUCUGAAGAUGUGGAGAAAACGGAAGCCCAGAACAAGAAACUGCUCUUGCAAUGUCUACUGCUCGAAGCUGGAAUCCUCUUCCACUCCGUCUUCAUAGGUAUGGCGCUCUCGGUCGCCACUGGCACCGCCUUCAUCGUCUUCCUCAUAGCCAUCUCCUUCCACCAAACCUUCGAAGGCUUCGCACUCGGCUCCAGAAUCAGCGCCAUUCGCUUUCCAGCCGGAUCGCCGAAACCGUGGCUAAUGGCUCUAGCUUACGGAACCACCACACCCAUUGGCCAGGCAAUAGGUUUGGCUAUACACACCCUGUACGACCCAGCAAGUGAAGCUGGCUUACUAACCGUGGGAUUCAUGAACGCCAUAUCCAGUGGCUUGUUGCUAUUCGCUGGCUUGGUGGAGCUCCUUGCUGAAGAUUUCUUGAGCGACGAAAGCUACGUGACGUUACAGGGGAAGCGGCGACUACAGGCCUGUGCCAGUGUCGUAGCAGGGGCGUUGCUAAUGGCACUAGUCGGCGCAUGGGCAUAG